This is a messenger RNA of Ylistrum balloti, 471 nucleotides long. RefSeq lists its product as uncharacterized. The record is from RefSeq and is a predicted model, not a curated record. NCBI's taxonomy places the organism in Eukaryota, Metazoa, Mollusca, Bivalvia, Pectinida, Pectinidae. The transcript has a single exon. Bases 1 to 471 code for a protein of 156 amino acids.
AUGAGGGAAAAGGAACAGGAAGUAGGCGUAGAGAGAAGACUAAGGAUGAGAGGACAGGAAGUAGGUAAAGAGAGGAGACGAAGAAAGAGAGGACAGGAGGUAGACGUAGAGAGGAGACGUGGGCUGAGAGGACAGGAAGUAGACGUAGAGAGGAGACAUGGGAUGAGAGGACAGGAAGUAGGCUUAGAGAGGAGACUAAGGAUGAGAGGACAGGAAGUAGGUAAAGAGAGGAGACGAGGAAAGAGAGGACGGGAAGUAGGCGUAGAGAGGAGACGUGGGAUGAGAGGACAGGAAAUAGGCGUUGAGAGGAGACGUGGGAUGAGAGGACAGGAAGUAGGCGUAGAGAGGAGACUAAGGAUGAGAGGACAGGAAGUAGGUAAAGAGAGGAGACGAGGGAAGAGAGGACAGGAAGUAGGUAUAGAAAGGAGACGUGGGAUGAUAGGACAGGAAGUAGGUAAAGAGAGGAGAUGA